AUGUUUGCCGACAUGCUGUCCUGUCAGAGGUUGCAGCAUUGUGUUGACCUCUGUCUGGGCCUGUUCUUGUUCAUAGCGGGGCUGCAGCAGGUGGAAGCAGCCGCCGCCGCCGACACGGAGGUAACCAACAUGAACUGGAAGCCGUUCAUCUACGGAGGGAUGGCCUCGAUUGUCGCAGAAUUCGGGACGUUCCCCAUUGACUUGACCAAGACCCGGCUGCAGGUCCAGGGUCAGUCCCAGUACAUGGAGGUUCGCUACAAGGGCAUGUUUCACGCCCUCUUCAGGAUCGGCAGGGAGGAGGGGAUCCGAGCGCUCUACUCUGGCAUUUCUCCGGCGCUUCUGAGACAAGCAUCGUAUGGAACAAUCAAGAUUGGAACCUACAACUCUCUGAAGAGGCUGUUUGUCAGCCGCCCGGAAGAUGAGACAAUGGUCAUCAAUGUCUUCUGCGGGGUCGUUUCUGGAGUUCUGUCCUCCACCCUGGCCAAUCCCACGGACGUUCUCAAGAUCCGGAUGCAGGCUCAGGGCAGCCUCCUGCAGGGCAGCAUGAUGUCCAACUUCAUCAACAUCUACCAGACCGAAGGCACCCGGGGGCUGUGGAGAGGGGUCAUCCCCACCGCGCAGCGGGCAGCCAUCGUCGUAGGGGUGGAACUUCCUGUCUAUGACAUCACAAAGAAGCACCUCCUCCGUUCGGGCCUGAUGGGAGACACCAUCCUGACACAUUUCAUCUCCAGUUUUACCUGCGGCCUGGCGGGGGCGCUGGCCUCCAACCCCGUCGACGUGGUCCGGACACGAAUGAUGAACCAGCGGGUUUUAUCUGGAAGCCCCAUAUACAAAGGAACGCUGGACGGCCUGAUGAAGACGUGGAAGAACGAGGGCUUCUUUGCUCUCUAUAAGGGGUUCUGGCCCAACUGGCUGCGACUGGGUCCCUGGAACAUCAUUUUUUUCAUCACGUUUGAGCAGCUGAAGAAGCUCCCGUUCUAACCGGAGCGGGACCGGUCCGUCGGGCCGAGAGCAGAGAUGGGAGGAGCACCGGCACGACGCCGCGGCUCAGAGUCAGUCCUCCGCUCAUUUCACCUUUCUUUACGCCACUGUUCGUCCUCGGGCAGCUACAUGUGGGAAAACU
Molecule: messenger RNA, 1123 nt
Organism: Nematolebias whitei (Rio pearlfish)
Lineage: Eukaryota; Metazoa; Chordata; Actinopteri; Cyprinodontiformes; Rivulidae
Gene: slc25a14
Product: solute carrier family 25 member 14
Exons: 8
Coding region: 1-981 (326 amino acids)
Biological process (GO): mitochondrial transport
Cellular component (GO): mitochondrial membrane
Source: RefSeq, a predicted model, not a curated record